Messenger RNA from Gilbertella persicaria, 387 nucleotides. Its product is annotated as SCP2 sterol-binding domain-containing protein. The transcript has a single exon. The coding region runs from base 1 to 387 and encodes 128 amino acids. Lineage: Eukaryota; Fungi; Mucoromycota; Mucoromycetes; Mucorales; Choanephoraceae. The record is from RefSeq and is a predicted model, not a curated record. Gene Ontology annotation, cellular component: cytosol.
AUGUCUGAUAUUGUUGUUCCUGGUUUCAAGAGCUCCGAAUUGAUCGCUGAACUUAACAAAGCCUUUGAAGACUUUAGUCCUGAAGAAAGAACCAAGUUAAUCAAACAAGUCAAUGGUGUAUUUCAAUUUGUGAUCAAGAACAAAGAAGGCAAAGAAGAAGUCUUUACUGUAGAUGUCAAAAAAGAAGGCAAAGUGGUUCGUGGUAAAGGUAUGAAACCCGAUGCCGUUCUGUCUCUAAAAGACGCUGAUUUUGUUGAUUUGGCUACGGGUAAAUUAAACGGUCAAAAGGCAUACAUGAGUGGUAAACUCAAGAUUAAGGGGCAAAUUAUGCUUGCUAUGAAGUUAGAUAACAUAUUCAAGACAGUGAAUCCUACUGCUAAAUUGUAA